ACGGAGGCGAUGGGUGAGCGAGGCGCGCGGCGCGGCGCCGGCGGCGCUCCGUUCUACGCGCCGCCGCGGCGGAAGACUUCUGCCGAGAUCAUCAGCGAGGCGCGGGCGGCGCUUUAUGGAGACAUGAGCGGAGCGUCGAGCAGCGCGGGCAGCGGCGGAGAGCUCCGCCCGCUGCGUACUCGCCGCCCGUUCACACCGAGAGAACCACAGCGCGUAUUGUUUGGAGAACGAGCUAGGAGGGAUCCUCGCCCGCCUAGUGCGUUUGACCUCAAACACCUGAGCCUGAGUGAGAGCAGCGAGGAUGCUCGCGUCGCCGGGCUCGAAGAGGAAAUCAACCACGCUCUACAGCCCGAAAUUCACAACAUCAGGAAGAAGACUACUCGGCAGCCGGCUCAUCCGACUGCAGAAAGAGCUGGCGAGGGUUGGGGCGCGUUCCCGAAACUUCCGCACCUCAGCGGGAAGAGCAAGCCUCUGCAUCGCAGGAACACCACGGGACAGGCCACGCCUGAUGGAUCGAAGAACGAUGUAGACUUGACUAAUAUGAUAUCGAUAACGCGCCCUCUGGGAAGUGAAAGUGGCGAUGGCGACGACUUUAGUAUGGAACUCAACAGUAAAUCUUUGAGCCCAGACCCCGGGAUACGACGCAAGCAGUUUGCGACGACAAAAUCACAGUCAUACGACGUUGGAGGUGGAUAUCCGCUGGGGAGCAUACCCGUGAAACAACUCUCGGUUCAACUCCCGAAUACUUCAACAUCUGAAGACCCUGAGAAUAUGACAGUGCUAGAGCUUGCGGAGGCUCUCUCCCAGCGCAGCCGAGACGUCGAACGAACAGUCCAGCUAAUGGAGGCGCUUCAGAACUGCCUCGAGAAGUCCAUGCCAGCUACCAGUCUCAGAGAUAUGGUGUUACGUUCCUUCUACACUCACAUAGAUAGUGACGAUGAGAGGGUGCUGGUCGCUAUAGCGAGAGCCAUGCUUACGAUGAGAGUCACGGGCGCCCAUUUAGCGGCCGCUUGCAAACUGGUAUUUAAGAUUGCAAGAAAUGACAAGAAUGAUCACUUCUUCAGAAAUACUAAUUUGUUAGAGCUGCUGGUGGAAGGCUGCGGGCGCGCUGACCCGCUAUCCGAAGGCGAAUGUUGCGUCUACGGAGCGGGGGCGUUGCGUUUCCUCGCGCUGGAGCCGCGACUGUGCGUCCUCGCUCACCGCGCAGGCGCGCUACAUCUGGCCGCGUUGCAUUUGAAAAUAUUGAACAAUGCAAAAGGCGAGAACCCGCGAGGCGUGUCAGAGCAGUCCACACACGCGCUCUACCAACUGACGGGCGCGCUACGAAACCUGGCGAGCGGCGAGCGAGCGGCGCGAGCGUUCGUGUCGAGCGGCGCGCUCGGCGAGCUGCUCGCCGCGCUUGCGCACCAUACCGACCGCGCUGUGCUCACUAACGUUGCGCGGUGUCUUAGUGUUCUUUCAGCGAACGAGUCGUGUUGCCUCUGGCUAUGCGGGGCUCCAUCGAGCGCGGGCGCCCUGCUCCGCGCGCUGGCGGCGUGCGCGGCGCGAGCGCCGCUCGCGGUGCGCCUGGCGUACGUGCUCGGCAAUAUGGCCGCCGCUACUGACCAGGCCAGGCUGAAUAUUUAUAACGAAGAGGGUGGAGUGGACGUAUUACUGACAAUCUUGGAGUCGUACACGAAAAGGAACAACGACCACGAUGUUAGGGACUCGGAUAGCGAUCCCGACAUGCAUUUAGUAGGCACAGACAUGGGUGGUUCUGAUGGCUCCAACGAAGACGUGCUAAUCAAGACAGUCCGAGUGGUAGCCAACCUGUGCCUUACUGAGCGCGCGGGGCGUGGAUUGUGCGCCGCGCAUGCAGAGCGGACCGUGCGUGCGCUGCUUGGCUGCCUCGAACUUGCCGAGAAACCCCAUGAACCUAUGGAGAAUCAAUCAGAGGAAGGUACGAUGGACCGCCGAGAGGAAUUAGCCACGGCAGCGCUGGCGACGCUCAAUAACGUCACGUUCUACCGCGAGCCGCCCGCGCCUCCCGAUCCUCUGGCCGAACCUCUGGACGACAUCUGCAAAGCAACGUGUCGAUGGUUGGGCGGCGGCGGCGGCGCGAACGCGGCGUGCGAGGCGGUGCGCGCGCUCGGCAACCUGUCGCGCUCGCAGCGCGCGGCGCAGCUCAUCGUGCUCGAGGGCGUGCUGGACGCGCUGCCCGCCUUCCUGCAUCACGAGGAAGCCAGCGUCCGCUGCGCCGCCGCCGGCGUCCUGGUGAACGUGUGCGGCGCGGGCUGCGAGGCGCGCGCGGCGGGGCAGGCGGCGGCGCGCGCGCUGCACGCGGCGGCGGCGGCGCGCGACGCGCCCGCGGCGGCGCUGCUGGCGCGCGCGCUGUGGAACGCGCACGCUCACUGCCCGCUCGCGCCCGCUAGCACCAAGCAAGCUGCGGCCGCUCUUGCCGCGUUUAUUGACGACGAAUCCGUGUUCGCCGCAUGUGAGGCGCCCGCGGCGGGAGAGCGGCGCGCCAGCGAUCCGCAAAUAAAACAUCACGUGAAAUUCGACCUCGACAACAACAACUAUUCGAACAAAGAGUUUCAGCGGCCGAUGUUCGUCAAAGCACACAGCGUCGAACACGAGUUGCAUCUCGAGGGCUGCUUGGAGGAGGAUAGCGACCAUGCGUUGUCGGGGGAAGAUCUCGGGUUCGAGGAAGGAGACAUGCUGGUAGAAGACGGGUGCGAGUGCGGGCCGUGCCGCAGACUGGCGGCCUGGGAAGAGCUCGUGGGCGUCGCCAUCCCACUGCUGGAGAAACUCAAACCGCCGCGGUCUGACGCAUCUGUUGGCACCGAUUAGUAAAGUCCGACAUGCAGAUGACAUUUUUUAUGAUAUAGGUAUAGGCAAAGGAACAGACGGAUAGCCUGAUGGUUAGUAAUUACCGUCGCUCAUGGAUACUCGCAACACCAGAGGGAUAGUGCGUUGCCUUUAAGAUGAUAGUACUUUCUUUUCUUGGAGGUCGUAACGGUCCGGAAAUUCGCAGGCGACAUCGACAGCGCAGAAUAAAUAAUAGUACUAGGUACAGAAGACUCACUCUAUAACAAAACGCGUCUAUUACGAUCAGGACAGAUAUGGCCGCUAGGUGGCGACAGCGCCACGCGCGGCUUAUGGCUAGCCACCAAAAUUGUUGCAAAGCGACGAAAUCGCGGAGUGAGCCACGCCUGGCGACAGUUCAUUCCACACUCCACAGUUUAGAUGUGCGAGGCAGGAAGUUUCUUGAGAAACGUACAGUUGAGGACUGCCAGAUCAUUGUUUAGCACGAAGACAGGUCACAAUAAUCAAGCCGUGUCUAUUAGCGGGAUUCUAAAGAUCUAAAUACUGUAAUUGUUUAGCACUUUUGCAGGUUGAUUCUCGUAUAAAUAAUCUUUGUUUAUGUAUACGAAUACCUAUCUAGGAAUUCUAGAAAGCGGCUAGGUGGACAGCUUUACUAGUUUAAAAUGCAAUUUACAUCGAAAUUGCAAGACUUGUAUACUAUUAGUUAGAGAAUUAGAUGAGAGAAAAUUAGUAAAACAAGUUGUAGUGGUCUGAGAAUAUCCUUAUAGUUAGAUACCUAUUUGCGAUAUGUGACGUUUUCAACCAAAACGUACCACAAUGUCGGUUGUCGAUAAGGUUGAUUUCAUAUUGAAGCUAUAUAGAAAUAGCGCCUAAUUGACAAAUUAAGUACCUACCCCUUUGGUUGAAAAUGGCACAUAUUUUCCUUAUAUCUAAUUCGUGUAAAAUAUUAUUUUUAUAUUUUAUCAAUCACGGUCCGUAAUACGGUCAUAUCCGUAAUUUUUCAUCAUCAUUGGCCUUUACGUCUAUUGCUGACGAUUUAUGGUGUAACAUACAUUACUUACACCGCCUGGGACGCAAUUAAGGAAACGCAGGGAUGCCCAGCACCUGCAUUACACUCUCGGCUUCACUGUCUUAUGCCACAGGAAAGGCGAGCCAAUACGUGUGGAGACAGGUCAGCUGCAGGAAUCUGCCGCAUAUUUUAGGUUGGACCCUACUCGCGCCUUACAUUGCAUUACAUUGCAUUGCUCUUGGCAUUGGUUUGCAAUCCAUCUAGGAGAAGGAUACUCCAAAAUAAAACCCGGACUGGAGUUUCCGUAAUUUUUAAUCACUAAAGUACUCACUGUAAUUAUUUCCUCGUAAUCUUAAUUAAUUGUUCAUAUCGUAAAAUUUCCGCAUACUAGAACUGUCUAAUAGUGUCAGUAGUCAGUACAAAACUAGUUACCUAUGCUAUUUUAAAUACCUACUUGUACCUUAGAGAAUAUAACCAAACGGAGUGGUCAUUAACAGGCGUUCCCCUCUGUCGAAAAUAGGCGGCCAAUGGUCAACCAUAUGUCAACCACAUGUAUGGACUGACGUUGAUCUGACAUGACGUACCUAUACAUUUGAUGUGCCCCUCCCGCGCAAAAAAACAGCAGACUGUACUGUACUGUACCGAAAAUUAUAGACAUGGCGUCUCCGUUGGUUAUAUCCUCUAAGACUUGUACAGUCACCCUGAAUUGUAGCUGUAACAAUUAAACGAAUAAGUAGCUCAUUGACUGUGAUUCAGUUCUGUCGUAGUAUAUAAUUUUACGUGAUGCAUAGGGGAGUCAUACCUAAUUCCUGAUUGCAAGGAGUCGCUUUCGAAAAUAAUAGUGACUGCGCCAAGUUCGCCAAUUCUUGGGAUUAAGUUGCCGAGCGAACCCCAGUAGAGAACAGGGGCAAAGAUCUGGGAGAAUGCAAAGAAGACGAUGUGUACAUAUUUGGGCUUAGAGGAUAUAACCAAUGGAGACGCCAUGUCUAAAAUUUUCGGUACAAAAUAGUAUGUCGUUUUUUGCGGGGGAGGGGCACAUCAAACGUCAGCCCAUACAUAUGGUUGACAUGUGGUUGACCAUUGGCCGCCUAUUUCCGACAGAGGGGAACGUCUGUUAAUGGCGGCUCCAUUGUUAAUUACUCCGAGUAUUUGGGUAUCAUACAGAGCUUUAUUUACGUUCACAUCUUUCCGCGCGUUCGCAGUCGCUUUUUGGUGAAGGAAAACAUCGUGACGAAACCGAACUUACCCCAAUAAUGCCUAGUUUCCCCUCAUAGUUUAUAAUUUUACGUGAUAUCAGAUCAGGGUCAGAUGGCAGUCGCUUUCGUAAAAACUAGUAAACAAUUCUUGGGAUUAGUUGUCAAGCGGACCCCAGGCUCCCGUGAGCCGUGGCAAAAAUGCCGGGAUAACGCGAGGAAGAAGAGUCUUUACGCGCGUUCGCGUUUUUACAAUAAGGGGUGAAGGGAUGGGGUCGAGAAAAUGUGACAUGUUGGGAUAAGGGGUAGGGGGGUAACCGAUUAUUUUUAGGGUUCCGUACCCAAAAGGUAAAACGGGACCCUAUUACUAAGACUUCGCUGUCCGUCCGUCUGUCCGUCUGUCUGUCACCAGGCUGUAUCUCACGAACCGUGAUAAUUGAAAUUUUCACAGAUGAUGUAUUUCUGUUGCCGCUAUAACAACAAAUACUAAAAACAGAAUAAAAUAAAGAUUUAAGUGGGGCUCCCAUACAGCAAACGUGAUUUUUGACCAAAGUUAAGCAACGUCGGCCGUGGUCAGUACUUGGAUGGGUGACCGUUUUCUUUUUGAAUUUUUUUCCGUUUUUUUUUGUUUUAUGGUACGGAACUCUUCGUGCGCGAGUCCGACUCGCACUUGCCCGGUUUUUUUAAUUUGCUGUCCAGUUAAAUAUCCACUUUUUGUAAUGAUUAAUUAAGUAAGUACUGAUCGUUAUUAUUCAUAUAAUUUUUAUUACUCGUUCGUUCGUUGGUUUCGUGUUAUAAAAAUGUUAAAAAUUCAAUACCUUUUUUAAAAAUUUUCUAUUGUAAUAUACUUACUUGUAAAAAAUCUCUGUAAAUAGAAACCAUAGAUUCGUAGUUAUUUACAUGUAUCAAAGGGAAAUCCGUCCAAUUAUGUUUUAUUACCUACAUAUAUAUAAUUAUGAAAUAGAUACUGAAUUAGUAAAUAAAGUUAUUGUAA
Molecule: messenger RNA, 6001 nt
Organism: Cydia fagiglandana
Lineage: Eukaryota; Metazoa; Arthropoda; Insecta; Lepidoptera; Tortricidae
Product: armadillo repeat-containing protein 2
Exons: 20
Coding region: 10-2829 (939 amino acids)
Biological process (GO): cilium organization
Molecular function (GO): protein binding
Source: RefSeq, a predicted model, not a curated record